AUGGCUGACGACGGCGGCUGGGCUGGUCUCCCGCUGGAUCUCUUCUCCCUCAUCUUCUCCAAACUCUCUCUUCCUCAAUUUCUCCGCUCGGCAGCCGUCUGUGUUUCGUGGUCGGCUGCCGUCCGGGAUCUGUCCACGCGCGGAAGCUACUUUAAGUUCCGCGGGCAGAGCCCCUGGCUCGUGCUUAAAGACAAUCCCCGCGGCGACCCAUCCGCCAUCACCUUCUACGCCUUGGACGAGCGAAGGGAGUACACCAUCCCCGUCCCGGACCCUCCCAUAAGCGACCGACUCUUCCUCGGCUCUGCUCACGGUUGGAUCAUCACGAUCGACGUCCGUCUCCAGGUGCAGCUGCUGAACCCGAUCACUGGCGCGCAGAUCGACCUCCCUCGCCUCCUCCCCUCCGAGGACACCCAUCCCAUCCGCAACACUGCAGGGUGCCUAAUCGGCUUCAUGAUGCCGAAAACAGUGAGCAAAGAGAAGGUCGAAACAUAUAGGUAUAGCGAUUGGUAUAUGGAACAACAUCACUUCAAAGCAAUUCUUUCUGCUGAUCCGUCGCUCGGAGAUGGCUACACCGUCGCGCUCAUACAAUAUCGUCCCGGGAGAAUCUAUUUUAUCCGCUCCGGUGACGAGAAAUGGUUCGAGCUAAGGAACUCCAUUUUAGUUGAAAAUAUGGUCUUCCAUAAAGGCAAACUGUAUAUGAGCACACUUUCAGAAGUGUAUGUUUGUGAUCUCGACGAGGAGGCCCAAAUUGAACAUGGCGAAAUGCCCAGAUUUAGAGUGGUCGAUCGAGCACUACAUCGUGACGACCUACACUACUUGUUUGAGACUCCUCGAGGGGAUCUUUUGAGUAUUUGGAGGGAGAGCAAUGAAAAUCUUUCGAAGACCGCCAUGUCUGUCAAGGUUCACAGGGUGAUAGAUGAUGCGGAGAGGCCAAGUAAAAGACUAGAAAAAACGAUGGACUUGGGAGAGGAGUUUAUUAUCUCCUUAGGCGACAGCAGGGUGGUGGUGGAUAAUGAGAGUCUAAGUAUCAGAGUAGAAGCCAAGGACUUGGGAGACUUGAUCAUCUUCUUAGGCGACGGCAACGUACUUUGCCUUUCUGGUUGUGAUUUUCCACAUUUGACGCCAAAUUCUAUAUAUUUUACCGAUGCCGAUCUAAUUCGAAAUCGAUUGCUUUACCAUCCGCAAAUGUCUCAUGAAAGAAAUUCGCACAAGUUUUCUGCCUUCUUUCUGCCAAUGUUUUUGGAACGAAAUUGGUUCAGAAAAAUUCUGAAUUGUCCGAUUUCCUUAACCAUCGACGCGACUAAUUCCGUCCGAUUAUAUUGGCAGCCUCCCUCAAGCUCCAUUAAUUAG
Messenger RNA from Zingiber officinale, 1350 nucleotides. Its product is annotated as putative F-box protein At4g22180. Lineage: Eukaryota; Viridiplantae; Streptophyta; Magnoliopsida; Zingiberales; Zingiberaceae. Gene Ontology annotation, molecular function: protein binding. Bases 1 to 1350 code for a protein of 449 amino acids. The transcript has a single exon. The record is from RefSeq and is a predicted model, not a curated record.